AUGAAUUGUUGUUUUGUAAUAUUAAUUAAUUUAAUUUUGGUAUUUGCUUUAAAUUUUGAUACGUACGUUUUAUGUAUAUGGACAAAUGAAACUAUACAACACCGAAAAUUAAAUAGGGUCAAUAGAAUAUUGAGCAAUGUUAAACCGGAUACUUCAAAUGACAAAAAAAAAGAAACCAAAUCCUCAAACGAUUCACCCAAAAAUUAUAAGGGGAAAAAAAGCCAUAAAAAAAAGGGAAGUAGCAAUGACCACAUUGAAAUGGAAAAUAGCGAAUUAAAACCUUCUAUAGAAUGCGAAAAUAAAUAUACAGACGAUUUAUUAAAUGAAUCAAAUGGAUCUGGCGAUUUUUUACAUAGUGUUAAAGAUGUCGCAGUAAAAAAGAAUCAGUGUCACUCAUAUAUUUUUAAUUGUUUUGCAAAGUCCAGAAAUGAUAAUGAUGAUGACGAUGAAGAUAGUUACAAGCAAAAAUAUACCAGUGAAAAUAAUUUAGAUAUAAAAUCUGGCGAUGACCCUGAUGAAGGACACUCCAAAUUUUGGAGAAUUAAAAAAGGAAGCAAACGUGGCAGCGAUACAAAUCCUUUUAAAUUAGACAUGAAUUAUUUAACUAGAAAAAAAAGUUCUCUGCCUAAUUAUGAAUUCAACCUUGCGAUGGUUACCAAAUUUAUAGAUUCCAAUCAAAAAAUUAUAGAUCUUGAAAAUGAAAAUGAUACAGUAAUUAAAGAUAAUAUGAAUAGAAAUAGUAAUACUGUAAGAUCAAGAGACUUGUUAUUAAGUACGUCAUUUAAAAAUAUAGAUAAUUUUGUUUAUGGUAAAAUUAUAACUCAUUUAUUAGGAUAUGCAUAUAUUUUUUAUGGGCAUAAAAUAAAUAUUAAUAAAUUGGAAAAAGAGUUAAUAAAAGAUUAUUAUUAUAAUUAUAUAGUACUUAAAGAAUCAAUAAAUAAUAUUCCAGAUGAAUUUAAAUAUAGCCAAAACAGUAGUAAAACUGAUGCAAUUUACAACCUAUUGGAUUAUUUAGGAAUAGAAAAAUACUAUUAUGGGUUUAAUAGAAAUUUACAUACAUUUUUAUUUUUAGCACGUGAAUUUUUACAAAAAGAGUAUGCAUUGAAAAAAGUAUAUGAAGUAUUACCAGUAGAUUUUGAAUUAGAUAGAAAAGAAUUGAUAGAACAAAUUCAUGACUCUACUUCUGGUGAGAAGGAUAUAUACGAGUUUUCUUAUAAAAUAUUUGAUCCAAUAUGCAGUUUUUUACAUGCAUAUAAUUGUUUUAAUUUAAAUUAUAUAUCAAACAAAUUAAUAAAUAAUUUGCGUAUAAAAAAAUCAAAUGCAGUCAUAACAAAAGAAUUGAGUAAGUUAACCGAAUAUGUACAAACUACACAUUUUGACAUUAUAGAAUAUUUAAAAGACCUAACAUAUUAUAUUACUAAUUUAUUUGAAUAUGGGCAUAAAGAAAAUUUAUAUAAUGAAUUAGUUAUAUUUUAUUAUUCUUUAUUUUUUGAUUAUUACCUAGAUACUUUAGGUAAAUUAUUAUAUAUAACACAAAUACAUUUGAAAUAUCCAUUUAAUGAGCAAAUAAAAAACGACUUAUCAACUAUAAAUGCUCGAAUUAAAACCCAUCGAGAUUUUGUGGAAAAUGAAAUGAUUCGUUUUUAUCACAAAUACAACAUAUCUGAGAAUUUAUUAGAGUGCGUUACUGGUAUUUUUUCAAAUAAUGAAUAUAGAGUUUUAAUUUUAGAACAAUAUCUAGAUUCAAAAAAUUCAAAUUAUUUAUCACUCAUAUUGCUACUUUUUAAAUAUUUAAAAGUUUUUAUAUUUUCAAUGUCUACUUAUUCAAACUUGCAAAUUACACAUUCUCUUUUAUCAGAUCUUGAAAAAAAAAAUGUUAAGUAUGACGAGGCUUUGGAUAUACUUACUCAUCAUGCCUCUUUCAACAUAUUUGAUAGUGCAUUUUUUAAUAAAAAAAAAGUAAUUUAA
Messenger RNA from Plasmodium berghei ANKA, 1968 nucleotides. Its product is annotated as erythrocyte vesicle protein 1, putative. The record is from RefSeq and is a predicted model, not a curated record. Lineage: Eukaryota; Apicomplexa; Aconoidasida; Haemosporida; Plasmodiidae. The transcript has 2 exons. The coding region runs from base 1 to 1968 and encodes 655 amino acids.